Molecule: messenger RNA, 4836 nt
Organism: Heterobilharzia americana
Lineage: Eukaryota; Metazoa; Platyhelminthes; Trematoda; Strigeidida; Schistosomatidae
Source: the annotation of a GenBank genome assembly
GUGCAUUACUGAGUGAUUUGUUGGAAGUAAUUGGUCCUACAAAUGUCUUUCGUCUGACAUGUGUGAAAUGAUCGACAGGUGCUUGAAGCUUAGUUGUCUUGUUACACACAAACAUACGUACACAUACCUAAACUAGGAAAAAAAUAAUAAUUGGAGGAAAAGUAAACAGUUUAUCAUGUUCUUUCUCUCACCCUGAACCAAGAAAAGCAUUUUUUUUAUUAAACCCCUCUAAUGCACUCAUUAAACAGGAAGAAACCGAAGUUUUAACUUAUGUUCCCCGUGAUUUCCCUAUCACAGCUGAAGAGAAAUUUUGAUUUAUAGUCCUUUCUUCCAGGCAUUGAUCACCACCAACACCAUCGCCUUCUGCUUAUCUUCUUCUAAUGCUACUGUGACGUCUAUCGCGACGUCUAUCAAUCUUUGGGAAAUAUUAUUAUUAUCAUAAUUUUCACUGGUUAUUAUACUUGUGAAGAAACAAAAUCUGCACACUUUUCAUUCCAAGCAGAAGACUGAUAUCAAAUAAUGUUGUGCAUAUACAGAGAUUGACGACUGAAUGUUAAACAUUUCACACCUGAACGACAAAUUAGUGGAAAUACACAAAUCUAUGAAUAUAUUUAUAUGGUAAAUAGAACUAUUCCUGCACCACUCUGUUCCGCUCAUCUUUUCUUCUGAUAGGAUAUUUAAUUGUUAACAUUGUGCAUCAGUUAAGGGAUAUCUUCAUAGAAUACAUGAAAUUUUUUUAGGUAAUGUUCUCAUUUAAAAACAGACACUAAGUUGGUUACUUCAAGACAUCAAAUGACAAAAGAAGGUAAUCCUUACUGAACAAACUGAGUCUUCAUUCAAUAAACACACCUAAGAAAGUCUCUAAUCAACACGACAACAGAAAUGUGGUUCACGGUGAUAAUAAUGAAAGUUUUCUUUUUGUUCAAAAUAUUUUGUGUCAUCCACGUACUUACUCAUCAGGUUCAACAGUUCAAUGAAAAUGAAAAUAAUCACAUUCAAACAUUUCUGAAGUCUGACAUUUCUAGCUCCAUCACAUUUGCAGAUGUAGAUCAGACCCGCAUUAACAAUUCGUCUUUGACAAGAACUAAACGAUCAAAACUACAAAAUGUAAACGAUUUUCAUAAAAGUAGUGAUGAGAAUAAAGGUAAUGUUGACGAUACUGUAUCCAGUAGAGAGAAUUCAGUAAAUACUAAUAAUAUAAUACCAGCACUAUCAUCUUACCAUCAGUCAGCUUCAAGUCAGUCUCUUCUUGUCUCUGGAGACAGUGAAAAGUUACUCAGGCCAGAGAAAUGUAUUCCAAUCGAAAUACCCUUAUGUAAAAAUAUCGGUUACAAUUUGACUUAUGUGCCCAAUGCAUUCAAUCAUGAAACUCAAGAAGAGGCUGGUUUAGAAGUUCAUCAAUUCUAUCCAUUGGUUGAAAUCAACUGUUCAGAAGACUUGAAAUUAUUUCUAUGCAGCAUGUAUACACCGAUUUGUUUGCCUAAUUGGCAUUAUCGAUUAACUGCAUGCAAAUCACUUUGUGAAAGUGCACGUGAUGGCUGUAUGCCAGUAAUGCGUACUUAUGGCUUCGGUUGGCCUGAAAGAAUGAAUUGUGAUCUUCUUCCAGAAGGGAAUGAAUGCGUAAGUCGAAGCAACACACCAAACAGUAAAAAAACCACAACAGGUUCAUCGUUGUUAUCUUCUGAAGAAGUAGGUGAAGAGAAUGAAAAUAGUAGUAAAGACGAUAAUGUUAUUGGACAGGAAACAAAAUCCUCUGGUCAUGAUAUAUUAACCCUAAUAAAAGAAUUCAAUUCACAUAGUCGAGUAAAUAAUCCAAAUGUACAAAAUUUUAAUGCUAAAAUCAAAUAUAAAGAAUUUCAUAAGAAUUACAGUUUUCCAAAUGUUCCACCAUCAGAGAUUCUCAGUCAACUACAAGAACAGUUGACAAGUAGUGUAAUGGAUACUUAUUCAAAAACAGGAAAUAAAAAGACUACUGGUAAGAAUGAAGAUACCAAUGACAUUACUGCAAGAAAUUCUAAAUUUCAUCGCAAAAGCUUAAGUCCAGUUAUCUGUUUGCCAUGCAGAUGUCGUGAUCCAUUUGUCGCUUGGAUGAAACCACCAUUUAACGAAGUGAUAACUGGUGGAAUAUCUGGGUGUUUACCGUCCUGUCAUAGUCCUGCGUUCGGUAAUCAAUCAGACAGAACAUUCGCUACAUUCUGGCUUGGAUUAUGGGCUGUUUUGUGUAUCUUAUCUACACUAGCCACUGUGGCCACAUUUCUUGCCGACCCUGGUCGAUUUCAAUAUCCAGAACGACCAAUAAUAUACCUUUCAGCUUGUUACUUUAUGAUUGCUCUUGGAUAUUUAAUACGAGUCGGUAUGGGCCAUGAAACUAUCGCUUGUGAUGGACCUGUACUAAGGAUCGGCACAACUGGACCGGCUCAGUGUAGCAUCGUCUUCCUACUGACUUAUGUUUUCGGUAUGGCCUCUUCUGUAUGGUGGGUGAUUCUCACGCUGACAUGGUUCUUAGCAGCAGGACUGAAAUGGGGUACGGAAGCUAUCGCAAAAUAUUCUCAGAUCUAUCAUUUCUUCGCUUGGUUUUUCCCUGGUGCGCAAGCCAUCUUUGUAUUAAUUUUAUCCGCAGUCGAUGGAGAUCCAGUUGGUGGGUUAUGCACUGUUGGAUCAACAAGUUUAGUAUAUCUUCGAAUAUUUGUACUCGCACCAAUGUGCAUUUACUUAGGACUUGGCACCGUAUUUCUCCUGGCUGGUUUUGUGGCUUUAUUCAAAAUUCGCAGUGAAAUUAAACUACAGGCAAGAGGUCAAUUAAAGACAGAUAAAUUAGAGAAAUUAAUGAUACGUAUUGGGAUAUUUGGUGUGUUGUACACAGUCCCAGCCACUGUAGUAAUUGCUUGUCACUGCUAUGAAUUGUACAACCGUGAUGCUUGGAAUAAAGCGCACAACUGUCCAUGUGCGCCUUUACCAAAUAUGAAAGAAACAUCACAAGAAAAUUUUUUAGAGAAGCUCAGAUCUUUAUUGGCGGACAAUUACUACCAUUCUUCUCAGAAAACUGAUAAACUCAUGGAUAGAAAAGACGGUUUCACACUUCAUUUAAAUCCACCAACAUACUCUACCAGUCAGCCUGAGUAUGCAGUAUUUAUGUUGAAGUACUUUAUGUCUCUUGUUGUUGGGAUAACAUCUGGAUUUUGGAUUUGGUCAGGUAAAACAGUGGAUUCUUGGCAGCUAUGUCUAAAACGCACGUUUAAUCGUUCGUACGCAACAAGUACUAAAAGAAACCAAGCAGCAUCUGUUGGAGUUCUAAGUCACACUGGAGCACUCCUACCUAAUCUCUCUCCCCCACCGAAUACGGGCACCAUAGGAUGGAAUGCAGGACAAUCAAAGAUUUGGAUGAACAGCAGUAGUAAUCCUAAGCUAGCUGGAGGACAAAAUGUUUGUGUUAAUAACUGCACAACAUGGCAAGAUGAUUACAUUCCCAAUAAUCGUCUGCUCCCUCAACCUCCACCUGUAAGUCUCACUUGCAAUCAUUCGGCAGUUACCCACAUGAGUCAUACAAUGCAGAUACCUGGUGGAUCGGUUAUUGGAACAGCAGGAGCUUCUCUUUCAGGUUUACAAGGUAACUCCGGAUCGUUUAACAGUUGUCCACUUGAAGGUACUGCUCUCAGUUCCGGCAGCGGGACAAACUUACCCACACAACAAAAUCCUGGACGUAAAAUAGACGCAAACAGUAUGUUUAUAUUGUCUUCAGCGCCAAUGACGCAUAUCUGAACACCUGAAGAUAUAUGUGUAUAUAUUUAUAUUUGUUGCUUAGGUAGUAAAAACUAAGAAGCUCUUCAAUGGAAACACUUCAACUUCUCUUUGUGUUUUGCAUACUGGAACCUUGUUCAGUGUUCAUAGCCCCGGUCUAAGACAUCCAUGCCAACUUCCAAGAAACCUUCUUAUCGUAGUAGCAAUAUGUAUCUUUUAACUAGUUAUGUUCAAACUGAACUGAACUAGGUAUACUUUUAGUCAGCAAACAUUAAUAUCACUUAUUUUAGUGGUAAUGCUACUAACAAUUUCAUUUCAUCUUCUUAUCAUCAUGGUUUUAGCGUGAGGAAACUUAAAAUUUCAAGCUACAAUGUAACUUCUACACUUUUUCUUUCUAAUGAAACAAUAAGGUAAACAUUUCAUAUCCAAUGAAUAAAUCAUAGCAUUUCAGGCAGCGAAAAAUGCCUAACUGUAAUUAUGCUUCAUCAAAAGUAUCAAUUGUUUUUCAUUUCUCAUUAAAUUACUCACUUAUAAAGCUAGCAGUUAUUCGGUUCCUACUGUCUCAGUGUUUCUAAUGUUUCAGUUGCAACGAAACAAAAUGUUGAACAUUGAAACUUCAUAAUACUUUGUACAUAACUGGACAAAUUAUAUGUUUUUUGGAAUGCUUGAACACGUAUAUCAAUAUGAUACAUAUAACCAGUCAUUUUUUGAUCACAGAGAUGCUCAAAUGCGGUGCCUUUUUAAUUUAAUGAUAUCUGCCAAUAACUAGAACAUCAGUUAUGGUUUACAUUACUGAAGUAAUUUUUUUCUUAUUACCUAAUGCAUACUACUUACUUAGUCAGCUAUUAUUUCUUGCAUUUUUUGUACUUUACUAUAUAGUCUUUAUAUACAUAUACUUGUGUAAAUAUUUCAUUAAAUGUAUAUUUAUACACGCAACAAAUAAAGUUGAACACAUCUUUAUAAAUUUUACCGACUUUGUAGAAAAAUAUUCAACUAUGUCAAUCGACUCAAUAAAAUUAUAGUUUGCAUGUAAUUAUUAGUAAAACAACAGCGUAAAUUUUGAAAUAAGUUUGAGCAUAUUUCUAGUAAAUAUGUGUU